CUAAACAGUUGUUAUCUUAUUUCAUCAUUGACUUUAACACUACGUGUGUGUUGGAUGUCAUAUAAAUAAAUUAAUUCUAUCUUCUAAACUUGUUUGCUGUUUGUCAUGCCUAUAACUAAAGAAUUAUAUGGUAAAACAGAGGACGGAAAAGAUAUUUUCAUUUUCAGCCUGAAAAAUGGCAAAGUUGAAGUAAGGAUAAUUGACUAUGGAGGUAUUAUCACGAACAUCUUUGUACCUGAUAAAGACGGAAAAGUAGAAGAUGUGACACUUGGUUUUGAUACAUUUAAAGAUGGAUAUGAUACAAGAAGUCGUUAUUUUGGAGCGUUGGUUGGUCGCUAUGCCAACCGUAUUGCCAAAGGUCAGUUCACGUUGGAUGGUAAGACAUACAACCUCGCAGCCAACAACGGCCCUAAUGCACUCCAUGGCGGUAUCAAAGGUUUUGAUAAGCGUCUAUGGACUUCAAGCAUAGUAGGAAACAAACUAGUCCUUCAAUAUACCAGCGCAGAUGGGGAAGAAAAUUAUCCGGGAGAGGUCAAGGUCACGGUCACUUAUCAGCUGACGGAUCAGAAUGAAUUAAUUCUUGACUACAUUGCUAGAACAGACAAGAAGACAGUUAUUAAUUUGACAAACCAUGCUUAUUUCAAUCUCGCGGGGCAUGCUGCAGGAAGCUUGGAUGGCCACAAUGUUCGUCUUGCAGCCCACAAGUACACACCAGUAGAUGAAACAUCACUGCCAACUGGUGCGAUUGAUAGCGUUGCAGGAACCAUGUUUGAUCUUACAACGGACACGAACCUUGCAGACAGGUUGCCUAAUGUACCAGGGGGUAAAGGGUUUGAUCACAAUUUUGUUCUUGAGAAGCCCGGCUGGGAUAAACAUGCUGCAAGGCUACGUCAUAUUCCAAGUGGACGUCAGAUAGAUAUGUAUACAACAGAGCCAGGUUUUCAGUUUUACACGGGCUUUUACGUAAAUAUAGCCAACGCUAAAGGUGGUGCAAAUUACGUCAAGUGGGGUUCUUUUUGUCUGGAGGCACAACAUUAUCCUGAUAGUCCAAACCAGCCUUCAUUCCCAUCAACAGUGCUCAGCCCUGGGGAAACGUACAGGCAGACAACCAAGUAUGUGUUCAGUAUUGCAGAAAGCUGAUCGUGCAAUCGCGUUUCGUUGGAAUCAGUUGCUAGUACUGAAAACUGUGAAAAAUAAAUAUAUAAAGAAACGUU
Mercenaria mercenaria is the source of this 1214-nucleotide messenger RNA. RefSeq names its product galactose mutarotase-like. The record is from RefSeq and is a predicted model, not a curated record. The coding region runs from base 106 to 1140 and encodes 344 amino acids. Lineage: Eukaryota; Metazoa; Mollusca; Bivalvia; Venerida; Veneridae. Gene Ontology annotation, molecular function: aldose 1-epimerase activity; carbohydrate binding. The transcript is spliced from 8 exons. Gene Ontology annotation, biological process: glucose metabolic process; beta-D-galactose catabolic process via UDP-galactose, Leloir pathway.